This is a messenger RNA of Propithecus coquereli (Coquerel's sifaka), 939 nucleotides long. Its product is annotated as olfactory receptor 5W2-like. Gene Ontology annotation, molecular function: olfactory receptor activity; odorant binding; G protein-coupled receptor activity. The transcript has a single exon. Bases 1 to 939 code for a protein of 312 amino acids. Gene Ontology annotation, biological process: G protein-coupled receptor signaling pathway; sensory perception of smell. Gene Ontology annotation, cellular component: membrane. The record is from RefSeq and is a predicted model, not a curated record. NCBI's taxonomy places the organism in Eukaryota, Metazoa, Chordata, Mammalia, Primates, Indriidae.
AUGACCAUUGAGAACUGCACUGUGUUUACUGACUUUGUAUUCUUAGGACUUUCUGGCAGACAGGACGUGCAGCAGGGCCUCUUUAUACUUUUCCUCUUGGUUUAUGGUGUAACUGUGAUCGCCAAUCUAGGGAUGAUCCUGCUGAUCAGGAUGGACCCCAGACUUCAGACACCCAUGUACUACUUCCUGAGCAAUCUGUCUUUCUGUGAUGUCUGCUACUCCUCCACUGUCUCUCCCAAGAUGCUGGCUGAUUUCUUAUCUAAACAAAAGAGGAUUCCAUAUAAUUUAUGUGCAAUUCAGAUGUAUUUUUUCGGGGCCUUUGCAGAUGUGGAAUGUCUCAUGCUGGCUGUCAUGGCUUAUGAUCGUUACGUUGCCAUUUGCAAUCCACUUCUUUAUACAAUCACCAUGUCUAGGAGGAUGUGUACCCAGCUAGUGGUCAUUUCCUACAUUGUAGGGUUGGUAGAUUCUGCGAUCCAUACCCGCUGCACAUUUAGGUUGUCAUUCUGUAAUUCUAAUGUCAUCAAUCACUUUUUCUGUGACAUCCCACCCUUGCUAGCCCUCUCUUGCUCAGAUACAUCCAUCAAUGAGAUAGUGAUGUUCACUUUCAUUGGCUGUGUUGUGGGGUGCAGCAUUAUAACUGUCCUUCUCUCCUACAGCUACAUCAUAGUUACCAUCCUUAGAAUGAACUCAACGGAGGGAAGAUACAGAGCCUUCUCUACAUGUGCCUCCCACUUGAUGGCCGUGGUUGUAUUUCAUGGCACACUCCUGUUCAUGUAUUUCCGACCCAGCUCGAGUUACUCAAUGAACACAGACAAAAUGGCCUCUGUUUUCUACACCAUUGUCAUACCUAUGUUAAAUCCACUGAUCUACAGCUUAAGGAAUAAGGAUGUGAAAGGUGCUCUGAUAAAAGCAUUAAAAACCAAAUUAUGUUCUGGAUGA